This is a messenger RNA of Dibothriocephalus latus, 984 nucleotides long. The record is from the annotation of a GenBank genome assembly. NCBI's taxonomy places the organism in Eukaryota, Metazoa, Platyhelminthes, Cestoda, Diphyllobothriidea, Diphyllobothriidae.
AUGUGGCACUGCUCACUCUUCACCUCAUUGCAGCCCACCUCUUGCCGCCUAUACUACACUGGUAUCAUCCAAGAUGGCCUCCCGUCACGUGAGGCUUCACUGUUGUACGCGGAUGUCUGUUCCUCUUCACUGCCCCCACCUGAUGCGGAACUGAGCUCCAAACCGCUGCUCUUCCAAGCACCGGGAGCUCACCCGCGGGAAACCUCCCUGGCGGCAAGUCUUCUGCGAGAGCGCAUGCGGAUGGAGUACUCAGGAAUCUCCGAUCUCAAGGUGGACGUAGACACAGGCUGUAUUCUGGUGCUGAUGGGCGACCAGCUAUUGCACUUCUUCGAUAACCGAGCGGACAGCUGCCCAUCCUCCCUGACUCUAUCCGCAAACAGUGCUGAAGGUCCCGUCAGCGGAGUCACCCGGCCAACCCUCAUACCAGUCUCUAGUCCUCUGCAGCCUGCUAUAUGCCCAGUGAAUCCCUAUCUGGUCGCCAUGGUAUCAGACAUCGAUCUCAUACUCGCUGCCGUACCAAGGCCAACGACGGUAGCCGGUGUUGAUGCCAGCCCAAACCCGCCCGCAAUUGUAAAUCUGACCAAUCUCCCCUCGGGUGCUGCGCUGUCUGCGGGCUCACCGGCCUUCGUAAUUCAGGAGGAGUUCGACCGAUACGUUGGCUUUUGGUGGCGACCGCGUUCGGAAACAAAUUCCGCGGGCAACAACGUAUAUUGGUUGCUCUAUGAAGAAACAGACGAAUCCAUGGUGGACAUCACCUACCUACCUCGUAGCGGUGCCUGGGGUGCGGAGUUAGAGCCGCAUCGUUAUCCCAAACCAGGCAAAGCCAAUGCAACAUCGACUCUCAAGUUGGUCAGAUUUGAGAUGGGCCGAAAUAACGAGAUCACGGAGGUCCGGAAAAUGACUUUGCCGUGGCCGCUUUUCAAGUUGCUGCCUGACUUUGAGUACAUUGUGCGGGCUGGUUGGACUAAAGAUGGCAGCCAGUAA